This is a messenger RNA of Jaculus jaculus (lesser Egyptian jerboa), 2568 nucleotides long. RefSeq names its product vomeronasal type-2 receptor 116-like. The transcript has 8 exons. Gene Ontology annotation, cellular component: membrane. Gene Ontology annotation, biological process: G protein-coupled receptor signaling pathway. The record is from RefSeq and is a predicted model, not a curated record. Gene Ontology annotation, molecular function: G protein-coupled receptor activity. Lineage: Eukaryota; Metazoa; Chordata; Mammalia; Rodentia; Dipodidae.
AUGACACUGUGUUCCACCUAUGUUCAUGCUGUUAGCUUGGAAGGCAUGGAAAAGAUGCUCUCUUUGAGUUUUGUCUUCUUGCUCCUGAAACUUCCUCUCAUCUUGUUCAGUUUAAAGGACAACAGCUGCCUGUGGAAAAGAAAACACCAUAGAGUUCAUGGUGAAGAUACACAAACUGAAUGUGUUUUCUUACUUUAUGUGACAUCCUUGCAGAGAAAUAAUCGGGUCAACAUCCCUGGUUCACAUUUACCACCUGAAAAAUACGAGUUUGGCUUGGCAUUGGAGUAUGCAAUUGAUGAGAUCAACAAGAACUCCAGUCUUUUACCUAACAUGACUCUGGGAUUUUACUUAUUUACAGAACUGUGCAAUUUUAAACAAUCUCAGGACAAAAAUGGGCAACAACUGCAAUUGGGGGACGAUCCAUCCAACUUGAACAUGGUCCACAGUCCUGUCCUCAUAACAUAUUAUUUGUUUUCUCUCCUAUAGCUUAUCUAUGGACCAUUUCAACCUAUGUUGAGUGACCAUGACAAGUUUCCUUAUAUAUAUCAGAUGGCCACCAAGGAUACUUCCCUGACCCUUGCCAUGGUCUCUUUGAUGGUUCAUUAUACCUGGAACUGGGUGGGACUGGUCAUCUCAGAUGAUGACCAAGGUAUUCAAUUUCUGGCAGACUUGAGAGAAGAGAUGCAAAGAAAUGGACUCUGCUCUGCUUUUGUGAAUGUUGUCCCAGUGAACAACCAGCUGUACUUGAGAAGACAUGGAAUAUAUGAUAAGCAUAUUAUGACAUCAUCAGCAAAUGUUAUCAUCAUGUAUGGUGACACUAGCUCUACUCUCGAUGAAACCAUCAGAAUGUGGCAAUAUUUAGGCACAGGAAAAAUCUGGGUCACAACCACACAAUGGUAUGACAUCUCAAGUAAGAGACACUUAAGCCUUGACCCAUUCCGUAGGAUUUUCACUCUUUCUCCACACCAUGGUGAUAUUUAUGGAUUUAAGAAAUUUAUCCAAACACUGAAAUCUUCCAAGUACUUAGAAGACAUUUCUUUGGAAAAGUUGGGGUGGAUGUAUUUUAAUUGUUCUGUGUCAGAGUCUAAAUGGAAAACCUUGCAUAAUUUUUCAUCAAACAUAUCAUUGGAAUUGUUCACACAGCACACUUUUGAUGUGGCCAUGAGUGAGGAGAGUUACCAUAUAUACAAUGCUGCAUAUGUGGUGGCCUACUCCCUCCAUGAGCUGCUGCUUCAACAAGUAGAUAUUGUAUAUAUGCUUAUUGACAACAGACCUCAGAGUGACUGUGGGAAGCAUCCACACGAUUGUCGGUCCUUUGUUGCUUUCCUACAAGACAUGCAAUUUACCAACCCUGUUGGAGACCUAGUGGAUAUGAAUCCGAAAAGGAAAUUAGACCCAGAGUGUGAUAUUUUCAACUUAUGGGAUUUUCAAGAAAGUUUUCAGGUAAAAGUGAAAACAGGACAGUUUUCUCCAUAUCGUCCACAAGGACAACUGCAAUUAUUGGAUGACAUGAUAGAGUGGACCACAGGAAGUAGACAGAUUCCUCCCUCUGUGUGUAGUGUAACUUGCAUCCCUGGAUACAGGAAUUCCCAUCAGGAGGGAAAGGCUCCCUGCUGUUUUGAUUGCGUUCCCUGCCCAGAGAAUGAGAUUUCCAAUGACACAGAUACUGAGAAGUGUUUGAAGUGCCCAGAAGAUCAGUAUGCCAACACAGAACAGAACCACUGCCUCCAAAGAAUUAUAACAUUUCUUGCAUUUGGAGAACCCCUGGGGAUGGCUCUGGCCUGCAUGGCCCUGUGUUUUUGUGCACUGACCUCUCUAGUUUUGGGGGUAUUUGUGAAGCACCAUGACACUCCCAUUGUGAGGGCCAACAACCGUACUCUCAGCUACAUCCUUCUCAUCUCCCUGGACUUCUGUUUCCUAUGCUCCCUGCUCUUCCUGGGUCGUCCAAACACAGCCACCUGCAUCCUGCAGCAGACCACAUUUGGAGUGGUUUUCACUGUGGCUAUUUCUGCCAUCUUAACUAAAACAAUCACUGUGGUUCUGGCCUUCAAGCUCAGAACUCCAACAAAAAGGAUGAGGUGGUUGCUGGUAAACGGAGCACCGAACUUCAUCAUCCCCAUCUGCAUAGUAAUCCAACUCAUCCUCUGUGGAGUCUGGCUGGGAACAUCUCCUCCCUUUAUUGAGACAGAUUCACAUUCUGAACAUGGGCGCAUCAUCAUUGUGUGCAACAAAGGCUCAGUCUCUGCCUUCUACUGUGUCCUGGGAUUCCUUGGCUCCCUUGCCCUGGGGAGCUUCACUAUAGCUUUCUUUGCCAGAAAGCUACCUGACAAGUACAAUGAAGCGAAGCUCCUAACCUUCAGCAUGCUCGUGUUUUGCAGUGUGUGGGUCACGUUCCUGCCAGUGUACCACAGCACAAAGGGGAAGGUCAUGGUGGCUGUGGAGGUCUUCUCCAUCCUGGCAUCCAGUGCAGGGUUAUUAGUGUGCAUCUUUGUUCCUAAAUGUUAUGUUAUUUUCUUAAGGCCAGAGAGGAAUUCUCUUCCAAAGUUCAGAGAUAGAACUCUUGCUUAA